AUGGCCGUUUGGAAAGUUAGAACUUCCCAGCCAGUCCCUCUGCUUUGGCACCCUGAUUCUAACCGAGACCGUCAACAAGGUCGAUUUCUCCACCACCCCUUUCAAGAUAUUCACCAAUUCCAACACCGUUGCUGCCAACUCCGUCAUCGUGGCCACCGGUGUCGACGUGUCGUGGCCAAGCGCUUGGACUUCCCAGGCACUAGGGAGGGCCCGAGUGGCUUCUGGAAUCGUGGAAUCUCGGCUUGUGCGGUGUGCGACGGUGCAGCCACCGCCGUCUUCCUGCGCUCGAAGCACUAUGGCGACUCAGCCGCAGUUGUAGCCAUUUUUGCUUUUGCGAGCGAGAGAGAGUUCUGUGCGAGUGACCCACUGCAAGCGCAGGCACAGGCUGAUCAAGAUCAAUGGUUGCCCCAUCGAGCUUGUGGAGCUGGAGAUCAUUUGUUUCAAGGCCUACAAGCCAAUCCUCCUGCUCAGACGCCAUCGUUUCACUUGCGUCGACAUGCGGAUCCGCGUCAAUUAAGGGCGAAAUUUGGACGAUUGAGUGAAGUGGAAUCUGGAUCAAACGACCGACGAGGCGACGGGCCAGGUUCUCUAGUGGUGGUGAGCUUAAAUCUCCGGCACAACAAACUCAUUGGGAAGAUUCCUCAAGUGGGGUCGCUGUUAAACCAGGGCCCCAUGGCUUUCUUUGAGAACCCUAGCCUCUUUGGGUGGAGGAAUAGAUUUGGGUUGCGCGCGGCCAUCCCCCUACCCAAGGCAGGCUGCAUCCUGUCAAAAUUGUCAAUCUCGUUUGCCAGCCUCUCGAUAUAG
Molecule: messenger RNA, 804 nt
Organism: Alnus glutinosa
Lineage: Eukaryota; Viridiplantae; Streptophyta; Magnoliopsida; Fagales; Betulaceae
Exons: 4
Coding region: 1-804 (267 amino acids)
Source: RefSeq, a predicted model, not a curated record